CUCUUCCAGAAUCAAUCAGGAAGCAAUGUUGUGGGUAUUGUACAUGCUAGUCGUUCUCCAUCAGUUGAAGCAGUAUUAGUUGCUGUAUCACUAACUAAAAAAGAUGUUGAAGCACUGGCUGUGACACUUGCUUUAGCAACGUUUUGUCGAGAACAAAUAUAUUGGGCACGUGAUAUUCAUUUCGUUUUCGUAGAUAAGGGCUUAAUUGGAAUGACGGCAUACCUUGAUGAAUAUUAUGGGCACCGCCACCCAUUCUUGCGAAUUAAACAGUUACGUUUUCAUAGCGGUGCAAUUGUGGGUGCAUUUGCAGUGAAAGCUAAAGGUUCACGGUUUGAUUCAGUAAACAUCGAGUAUAACAUGGUAAAUGGCUUAUUACCGAAUCUAGAUUUGAUUAAUUUGAUGGUAAGACUUGCUGAUAAAUAUGGAUUGGUACCUCAAGUUUUCAAUCAUGGAAAUCAGAAUUCAUGGAUCAAUCUAUUUCAGACAACUAGUAAAGCUGUGAUAAAUCAGGCAUUUGUUGAAAAAGAGGGUUUGCAUAGCAUUUUCGGAGCAUAUGGCAUACAAGCAGUAACAUUAUACUUUAAAAAUGAUGUAGAAGGGCAUGCAUCUCUCAUGGAUUUAAUUCGAAUAUGUGAGGGAGCGUUGAGGUCUUUGAACAAUAUGUUGGAAAAGUUUCAUCAGUCAUAUUUCUUGUAUAUAUUAACAAAUGUGCGUAAUUUUCUUUCGGUCGCUUAUUUUAUGCCAGCUUUGGGUCUGAUUCUGUUUUCCAUGAUAAUACUGGCACUUCGUCAUUGGUACGACAUAACGGAAUUUUAUUUUCCGAACUCUUUUGUCAUUCUUCAUUUUAUUGGAUUAAUCCAAUAUUGCUGCAUCAAAAAUGUUGCUAUAUCGAGUACUUAUUCUUCAUACACAGUUUCGCUGCUCUUAUUUUUUGCACUUGUUCCACAAUACUGCUUUAUUCCUCUAAGACAGAGGGAGCUUGUUUCUUUCAAGUUUUUGUUUUAUUUGGAUUACUGUCUUGUAUUUGGAUCAAUUUCGCUUCUGAAUUUUUCGUUGGCAUAUAUUAUUUCGUUGAUUGCUAUCCCGUUAAUAGUUCUAUUUACAGCUGUGGAUAUCCGUGAUCGGCAAGCAACAUUUUCUCUUUAUAGCUUUAUUUGAUU
This is a messenger RNA of Thelazia callipaeda (thelaziosis nematode), 1160 nucleotides long. The record is from the annotation of a GenBank genome assembly. Lineage: Eukaryota; Metazoa; Nematoda; Chromadorea; Rhabditida; Thelaziidae.